UCUUCGUUUUUUGGGAGAUUCUUGUUAGCCUAGCUAACUACUUCAUAUUUCUUAGUGGUUUACAUCUUUCUGCACCUAGAUCUUUUUAGCUAAAACGCAUUGCUCAAACUCUCCCCCCGUUCCCUUUUCUUAAUCAUUUUUACACAUCCUUGUGAUAUUUCUUUCUUUAAUUUGUAGUUCUUCUUUGCAUUUUUAUUGAACAUUUUUCCUCGCCCCACUUUCUUAAAAUCAAGUUUCUUUCUUUGUUUUGGGGGACAAUAUUGUAGUGUGAACUCGUUGAUUUAAGUCGUCCAAAAAAAAAAAUCUUUGACUAUAUUUAGCAUAGGAAAAAUGCAAGUGAAAUUCUUGGAAACAGCUUUGCACUUCCUUAAACUGGAAUAAUACACUCUCUUUUGUUUUUAUUUCAAACUGUUGCAAUUGCCUAGCUAUUCCAUGCUUUUUUUGGUAGACAUGAAAUGUAAAAGUCAGAUAAGUUAGCUAUUAGGUUAAGAAAAUUGCUUGAUAAGAGCAUAUAUAAUAUAGAAGCUUCUUUGGGUUGUGAAAGAAUUGAUCUUUUGUGUAGACAUGGGAAGAGGAAAGAUUGAGAUCAAGAGGAUCGAGAACACUACGAAUCGUCAGGUUACUUUCUGCAAGAGAAGAAAUGGGCUGUUGAAGAAAGCCUAUGAAUUAUCAGUCCUUUGUGAUGCUGAAGUUUCCCUCAUCGUCUUCUCUAGCCGUGGCCGUCUCUAUGAGUACGCCAACAACAACAUAAGAUCAACUAUAGAUAGGUACAAGAAGGUCAGUUCAGAUCGUUCAAAUACUGCCUCCAUCACAGAAAUCAAUGCCCAG
Populus euphratica (Euphrates poplar) is the source of this 828-nucleotide messenger RNA. RefSeq names its product MADS-box transcription factor 3-like. The transcript has 2 exons. The record is from RefSeq and is a predicted model, not a curated record. NCBI's taxonomy places the organism in Eukaryota, Viridiplantae, Streptophyta, Magnoliopsida, Malpighiales, Salicaceae. The annotation marks the transcript as partial. Gene Ontology annotation, molecular function: protein dimerization activity; RNA polymerase II transcription regulatory region sequence-specific DNA binding. Gene Ontology annotation, biological process: positive regulation of transcription by RNA polymerase II.